UAAAAGAGGAGGCGACGACCCCCGAGAAGAAAAACAGAGAACUAAAGAAAGCCGGGAGGCACCUGGCUGUGAGCUGUCACCGCUGCCCCGCGUCUCUUCCACCGACCGACGCUCUCCCUCGCAGAGGCGGAUCUGACUGCGAGGACCGAGCCGCUCAGCUGAACCCCCCCACACCCACGCCACCUCCAGGAUCCACACACGCGCGCGCUUCAGGCUUAAGCAGCCCUCCUCAUAUUCGGUCAGGUCUAGCACAUUGCUACCUCUGAUCCAUCCAAAAUGGCUCCUACUCUGGCCACGGCCUUCUCCCGCCGCUGGUGGAUGGCGGUUACAGCAGUCAUUGAGAACCUGCUUUUCUCUGCUGUGCUUCUUGGCUGGUCGUCCCUGCUCAUCAUGCUCAAGUCGGAGGGCUUCUACUCCUACCUGUGCAAAGGACGAGAAAACAGCUCCAGCUUCAACUUCUCCAACACAUCCACCCCUGCAGCCAAAGGCGGAGAAGAAGAGUACUUGGAAAUGAACAACUGGCCCAUCUGCAAAGACCAGGAUGAGAUGCUGAACCUGGCCUUUACUGUGGGUUCCUUCUUGCUGUCAGCCAUAACUCUGCCCCUGGGUAUUAUCAUGGACAAAUACGGGCCGCGGAAGCUGCGACUGUUGGGGAGUGCCUGCUUUGCCUUCUCCUGUCUCCUCAUCGCCUAUGGUGCCAGCGAUCCCAACAAUCUGUCCAUCCUGAUCUUCUUCGCAUUGGCGAUGAAUGGGUUUGGAGGCAUGUGCAUGACCUUCACUUCACUGACGCUGCCCAACAUGUUUGGAGAUCUGAGGUCGACCUUCAUUGCCCUGAUGAUUGGAUCCUAUGCUUCCUCUGCUGUCACUUUCCCUGGCAUCAAGGUGAUCUAUGAUCUGGGUGCCACAUUCAUCUCCAUCCUUCUGGUUUGGGCCGGCUGUGCCUGCCUCGUCUUCUUGAACUGCUUCAUCAACUGGCCUUUGGAGCCCUUCCCUGGCCCAGAAGACAUGGACUUCACGGUGAAAAUCAAAUUCAGCUGGCUAGGAUUUGACCAUAAGAUCACCGGUAAGCAAUUUUAUCGGCAGGUGACCACAGUGGGACGCCGUCUGAGCGUAGGCCACGCCAUAAAGCAGCAGGAUGCGCCCUCCAAAGAGCUGUCCACACAAGAGGCCAACAAGCUGUGCCUGUCCACUGUUGACCUGGAGGUGAAUUGCAAGAGUCAGGAGGAGACUCAGAGCUUCAUGAAGAGUAUCUUCAGUCCCAUCUUCUUGCUGAGCCUUAUCACCAUGUGCGUGACUCAGCUGCGCCUCAUCUUCUACAUGGGAGCCAUGAACACCAUCCUGGAGUCCCUAACAGACAGAGACCUCAGCACAGUGGAGAGGAUGGAAGUGGUGAGCGUGUACACCUCCAUCUUUGGCGUGCUCCAGCUCCUUUGUCUGGUCACCUCUCCUGUGAUUGGCUACGUCAUGGACUGGAAGCUUAAAGACUGUGAGGAUGAAAAUGACAAGAGCACCAAGAGAGAGCCUGGUCAACCCCGUCGCCCUGACAAGCGGAUCCAGAAGAUCGUCAAUGCCACCAGAGCUUUUAUCUUCACCAACAUACUCCUGGUUGGCUUUGGAGUUACCUGUAUCAUCCCCAACCUCCCACUUCAGGUUGUCUCCUUUAUCCUGCACACUAUUGUGAGAGGCUUCAUCCACUCUGCAGUUGGCGGGCUUUAUGCUGCUGUGUAUCCAUCCUCUCAGUUUGGCAGCCUGACAGGCAUGCAGUCUCUGAUCAGCGCUCUGUUCGCCCUGCUCCAGCAACCUCUCUUCAUGGCCAUGGUGGGACCCCUGGAGGAAGACCCCCUAUGGGUGAACGUGGGUCUGCUGGUGCUGAGCAUGCUGGGAUUCUGCCUGCCCUUCUACCUGCUGCACCACAGCCGCCAGCUUCAGCGCCUCCGAGACGAACGUGACGAAGAUCCCAAGAUCUAUGUUAAGAUGAACAAUGGCAGCACUCCUGAGGCCUGUGUGUAGACGGGCACGAAGACGAGUUUUUACAAAGUAGAUGAGCUACACUAAAGAGGGAGGGGACUGAGGUCACGUUCCUGUGGGACAUGUGUUGAACGAAUUCACUCUGAGACCGCCACACCUCACACUCAUAAAUCUUACAUUCCCCAUGCACACACAGAUGCACACACUUCCACCAUCAUACUGACACCCAUAUGUGACUGAACACCACUGUGACACCACCUUCACCCUCUCUGUGAAGAACCCCUAACACACACUCACCCAUUCAGUCCACAUGGAGAGCUUUCAGUCCCUUGACUGCACCCAUGAACCGAGGAGAAAACUGACUAAAGGGAGAGAAAAGAAGCAGCUGCUUCAGUCUCCCCAAAGGUUCCUCCUCUCUCACUUUUUUCUUCAUGUCUGCCAUUUAAUUUCAUGCUGUUACAUCUGAGGAUCAGCUGGUUUAGCGUCUCCUAGUCCUACUUAAGUAACCACAGGAGAAGAUGCCAAAAAAUGUCAGCGCAGUGUUCAAAGGUUUUAGACAUUUGCUUUCUGAUUGCCCAGGAUGGUCAGUUUUUGUUUUGUUUUUUGUGAGAAGAAGCUCACACACACACACACACACACACACACACACACACACACUCAGACCCACUCAGCAUCCUGGGCCACGGCAUCUCUGUGCUCUCUUGUGCACAAGGGCAUUAACUCAAUAAGAACCCAUUGAGAGCAGCACUGGUAGCAGUUUAGAUGGAAACCUGGACAGGUUUGAGCCCAGCGCACAAUACACAGCCUCAGUGUGUGCGUGACAUGAUGCAGUGACUGGGUUAAUCUGCGGGGUUAGACACACACUGCAUGAUGCCAGCGAUGGUGCUGGUCCUUUAUUACUGCUGCCAUUAUUUUUCUUUUGUUUUGUUUCUUUGUCCAUAUGUUUGAAAUAUGUAACCUUUUUUGUAUUUACUUGCAAUAUGAUCUUGGAUGUGUUAGGUGUUUAUUUCUUUUGCAUGAUCUCAAGCUAUUAAGGUGGAAAUUAUUUUAGACAUACUGUGUUUUCAAAGGUUGGUGUGGUUGCUAGGUGAAUUUUAGGAUCUUGACUGGUUGUAGCAAUAAGUCUUCAGCGAGGUUUAACAUGCUGAAAUCCAGACAUGCAGGAUAUUCAGUGGACUGCAUUUCCUAAUCACAAAAAGGUGCUAGUUUAAUCACAGAAAUGUGUCUGUUGCAUUUGCUUUAAGGCACUGUUAAGGUCAUCAGAUUACCAACGAGAGAUUGUUUUUCUUAAGGCAUGUUCCAAAGAAUCAGUCAGAUUAUGUUUUGCUUGGUAUCACUUCUGCUCGGUCACGCAAACGCUGGGAUUCUUGAAUUCACCUCUUACAGACAAAGGGAGAUUUAGCUUGAUGGUAGCAGAGUGAAACAGACACAAUCUUCCAGCUUCUGAGAAAAGACACCAGCGUUCUGAGACUAAGUACAGACAAUAAAGCAGUCUUUGUCUUUCAAGCAGAAGCCCAGAACAGAAGCAUGGAGUGUGUAGACGAUGAAGCAGGGAGAUAAUAAUUCAGUCUGCUGUCCUCAAAUGUCAUACAGAGAAGCUCCUCUGAUACCUCCGCCCCCAACUUGCAGUACGGUGACAGAGGCACAUCCAAAGACAGCCUCAUGACCCUCAGAGUGCCUCACUGUGAUAGGGGUAGUGGAUCUGGGCAGCAUUUAACCCCGCUCUUCCUCCAUCUAGCCAUCAUCCAUUCAUCCAUCCUUUCCCUACCUACUCAAGCACACCUUAAAAUGUUUACUGACAGAACUGAGAGACAAAGCUCUGCUGCCAUCACGUGCUCCCAGCAAAUGACUUCAUUAAGACAAGAACGACACACGAUGCACUUUAGAGCCUCUAAAACGGACCUGCCUGCCCAUGUAUCUAUCACACAGUGCGUGGCUGCUUAUGGAUGGUGCAUGAUGCAAAGAAUGUAGACUCUGAGCUUAAAAUCUAGAUUUGUAAUUUACAAUUCAGUUAUUUUUGUAUAAUCCCAUUGCUUCACACGUUCCUUUUAUUGCCUUUAUGUGCUUGGACAGUGGGGCAGAGACUCAUCUCUCAGUUCUGCAACCUUCACAGGAUGAACCAGUCGCAACAAUAUUAAACCUAAUAUAGGUUUAAAGAAGCAGGAGAAGACUGUAUGGAUUAAAGUUGGUACAGAAAUGAUUUUAGUUGGAUGACAAGUGUCAUCAACUUUUGGAUUGUGGGGAAAAAGUGUACAUUUGUAAUUAAAGGUGUUUGCAUCUCUUUAUCUAACUGAAUGGUGGCCUUUUUGGUCAUAUAUUACAGUCCUGACUGACUGUAUUUCCAUAAAUGCAGAUCUUAUUUUGUACAUCCACAUGUCUUGUUGUUUGGAGCAGUUAUCCAAUACCUAGCACAAAAGGUAUUGGAUAUCAGACCUGAACAUAUCUAAAUAUUUAUAAUUCUGCCAUCUUUAUUUGUAUUUUGUAAAUUGAGAUCCACACAAAGACAACCAGGGAAAGUCCUACUCAGAAGUCAUUCCACAAGUGCAAGAUUAUCUCUCAAUAACAGUUUUGUGCUUGUGGGAUAGAACACAAUAGAUUUUUAAAAAAAUAGAAAUGUAAAGUCAGUGCUCAUAUCUUCACUCACAAAUGUACAGUUUGUGCAGGAUUAACAUCAUAUGUAAAUGUCAGGUGAAGACAGACACUUGGUGGAUGAGUGAGUUUAUUUUUUCACAAACUGUAAACCAAUCAGCACUUUUCCUUCACUGGAGUACCUGAAACGCCUCACCCCAUCCUUCCGGCAUCCUCACCUUCACAGCUUAGCCUGAACCUCUGAUGAUUGGAAUUGGUUUAUUGAUCGAUGUGUUUA
This is a messenger RNA of Oreochromis niloticus (Nile tilapia), 4834 nucleotides long. Its product is annotated as large neutral amino acids transporter small subunit 4. The record is from RefSeq and is a predicted model, not a curated record. The transcript is spliced from 15 exons. Gene Ontology annotation, molecular function: neutral L-amino acid transmembrane transporter activity; L-amino acid transmembrane transporter activity. NCBI's taxonomy places the organism in Eukaryota, Metazoa, Chordata, Actinopteri, Cichliformes, Cichlidae. Gene Ontology annotation, biological process: neutral amino acid transport; transmembrane transport. Bases 277 to 2010 code for a protein of 577 amino acids.